Moneuplotes crassus is the source of this 816-nucleotide messenger RNA. The record is from the annotation of a GenBank genome assembly. Lineage: Eukaryota; Ciliophora; Spirotrichea; Euplotida; Euplotidae.
AUGAUCGAGUUCACUAGUAAUCUCCUGUUGAGUCGUGAUACAUUAGAAAAAGGUCACCUAGAUCAAAUGACAUUCUUACAUCCUUCUUUUGGGCAAUUGAAAAAUACCUUUGGGAGCUUUGAAGAAGAUGCGCAUUUGUUGAGAGGAAUACAGCCAGUGGUAACGAAUGAAAUGAAUCUUGAUGUAGAUGCAAAGAAAACUAGAGAAGCUCUAGCAUCCUCCUCUGAAAAUUCAUUUGAGGAGAAUAAAGAAAGAGAACUUUCCCAUAAAGCAGAUGAAGAUGCUGAUAAAAUUUCAGUCAUUGGUACUUCAAAAAGAGGAAGACGCCCUGAAUUAACUGGCCUGAUAAAAAGAAAGGACGUAGUAAUUAAAUCUUGCCUUAGAAAAAUCAGAACAUUUCAUUGGGUAAAACUCAGGAAGAUGGCUUCAUUCUUAGCCAAAAGAAAAGUUGUCAAGAAAGAGCUUAAAAAAUAUUUGAAAUUUUAUAUCGAACGAGAGUUUGGAAUCGAGCCAAAUCAAGAGUUUAUUUAUAUUCUUGACCGAGUCUUGUUUAUUAAUAAGUCGGAUAAUCCAAGCGAAAACAUUUAUAAGGAUUUGUUCUAUAAUUACAGUUACAACAAGUUGAAGAGGUGAAUGAAACUCCCUUACUUCAAGUGUCUAGUCUACCACUACUCAUUUGAAGUUAAUUCUUCUACUAUGGACAGAGACACCCAAAUAGGAAUUCAGAUAAUUCUUGAUUCAUAGAGUCAUUUUGUCAACUCGACGGAGAAGGUAGUAAAUCUGCUGAUCGAACUCAUAACCUAAUUUUUAAUAUUG